This is a messenger RNA of Salarias fasciatus (jewelled blenny), 752 nucleotides long. It is a transcript of the gene trappc2, whose product is annotated as trafficking protein particle complex subunit 2. The record is from RefSeq and is a predicted model, not a curated record. The coding region runs from base 70 to 492 and encodes 140 amino acids. The transcript has 5 exons. Gene Ontology annotation, biological process: endoplasmic reticulum to Golgi vesicle-mediated transport. NCBI's taxonomy places the organism in Eukaryota, Metazoa, Chordata, Actinopteri, Blenniiformes, Blenniidae.
UGCGACAACGGCGUUUCAGGAAGCGAAAUAGAGAGGGCAGCGAAGUACUGAUAAAAAGAAGACAAAACCAUGUCGGGAAGUUUUUACUUUGUAAUGGUUGGUCAUCAUGACAAUCCAGUGUUUGAGAUGGAGUUCUUGCCAGCCGGAAAGCCCGAAUCAAAGGAUGAUCAUCGUCAUUUGAACCAGUUCAUUGCACAUGCAGCGCUGGAUCUGGUGGAUGAAAACAUGUGGCUGUCCAACAGCAUGUACCUGAAAACUGUUGACAAGUUCAACGAGUGGUUCGUCUCUGCGUUUGUCACUGCGGGACAUAUAAGAUUCAUCAUGCUGCAUGAUGUGCGACAGGAAGAUGGGAUCAAAAACUUCUUUAAUGACGUGUAUGAUUUAUACAUUAAGUUCGCCAUGAAUCCCUUCUAUGAAAUCAACGCGCCAAUCCGCUCAACAGCGUUUGAGAGGAAAGUGCAGUUUCUGGGAAAGAAGCAUCUCCUGAGUUAAUCACUUUGCAUAUUGACUGGAGUGUGGCUGAAUCUGUCUGCUGUAUAUAAUCUACAUGUUUGUCUCUUUCUCUGUUUGACAAAAUCUAAAUCCAUUUAACACAAAAUGUUGAUCGUUCUAUUUGCAUCAUUCUUAUGGCAUGGGUGAAAAGUUGGUCGCACAGUGCUGUCGUGGUUAACACUCCCACAGGUUUGAGUCUGGCGGCCUGUCUGUACACACAGUUUCCAGGUAUUCUUAAAAAUAAAGACCAAUUCUUUUCA